AUGCCGGCUGCGGCUGUUUAUUCAAUUCUAAAUAAAAAAGAAAAUGCUCAUAAUGAUCCAAUCUAUUGUUGUGCCUGGGCAACCAUAAAAACUAAAAAUAAUGAAAGGGUUUCACAACAAGAUUACUUAGUGACUGGAGGGCUAGAUAAUCUGGUAAAAGUCUGGCACCUAGAUAAUAAUAGGUUAGAACUUCUACACACAUUGGAAGGUCAUUGUAUGGCUAUUGUUUCUAUUGCUGUUAGUCCAGAUGGAUAUUCCAUAGCAUCAUCAUCUUUAGACUCAACUUUAAUAAUAUGGGAACUCACAAGUGGAAAUAAAGUACAUGAAAUAAAGACAGGCACAACAGAUGUUUGGAAAGUGGCUUUUUCUCCAGAUGGCACUAAGGUUGUCUCUGGAAGUCAUACUGGAAAACUUAUUGUCUAUGAUAUAGUUAAUAAUACUGUAAAUAAAAUUUUGGAUACUAGAGGAAAGUUUGCUCUUUGCGUUGCUUGGAGUAGAGAUGGUAAGUAUGUAGCUAGCGGUUCGGUAGAUGGCGCUGUAUACAUGUUUAAUGAAUCUCAAAGCAAGCUAAUUCAUACAAUAGAAGCUCACACUCUAACAGUAAGAAGUGUGGACUUCUCACCUAACUCCCAACUACUCUUAACAGCAUCGAAUGAUGGGGAUGUGAAGAUAUUUGAUGUGGCUGGCGGCAAUCAAAGAAGUGUUUUGAACUUUAAGUCGUGGGCAUUAAGUGCGUGUUUCUCACCUGACGGUACACGGGUGGCGGUCGCGGUCGGUGACGGAACUGUUGCCAUCGCUUUAUUGGACCUCAAAAUAUUAAAAAGUUUUCAAGAACAUGUUGACACAGUGUGGGAUAUCAAAUUUAAUUCGGAAGGCAAUAAACUAUUGUCCAUCGGCAAAGAUAAAACAAUAAAUAUUUACGAAUGCCCGAUACCAACCAAAAGUGCUAAAACA
Molecule: messenger RNA, 954 nt
Organism: Brenthis ino (lesser marbled fritillary)
Lineage: Eukaryota; Metazoa; Arthropoda; Insecta; Lepidoptera; Nymphalidae
Source: the annotation of a GenBank genome assembly